Elaeis guineensis (African oil palm) is the source of this 635-nucleotide messenger RNA. NCBI's taxonomy places the organism in Eukaryota, Viridiplantae, Streptophyta, Magnoliopsida, Arecales, Arecaceae. The record is from RefSeq and is a predicted model, not a curated record.
UGUGCCUUUGCGGUGUCGUCCUCCGGCAUGCGCUGCGUGCUCGAGAACCGGUUGCGGAGGGGAGGACGGGAGGAGUUCUCCUGCCGCACAUCAGACAUCGAGGCUGAGAACCUCAAGGACUGGGUGGAGACCGACGAGUGCAUCAAUGCCUGUGGACUCACUCGGAACACCGUGGGGAUCUCAUCGGACUCUCUGUUAGAGCUUCAAUUUGCUCAGAAGCUGUGCUCAUCUCAAUGCUACCAGGAAUGCCCCAACAUUGUUGAUCUAUACUUCAACCUUGCAGCUGGUGAAGGUGUGUUCCUUCCAAAGUUAUGUCAGGCAUCAUCGAAUGCUCGCCGUGGCAUGGCAGAGAUCAAGAGCUCCAGUGCAGCAGCUGCAGGGACUGUAUGAGGGGCGGCAGGGCCUGCAUCAGGGUCGGCACGGGUGGCCUGGGCCCCUGGGCAGUCCGAGAUUGGUUUCGUUUCCGAACCAGCCAUGGCGCCUUGUUGAUGUGCUCUAUAUGAGAUCAGUUGGAUGGUUUGUCAUGCACUCUGAGGCCACAAGCCAGUGCUAGGAAGGUUGCUGUGAGAAUGUGAAAGCAUGUAGUAGAAUCACCGCGUUAAAACAUUAGUAAUAUUUAUUUAUUUAAUAUUCCA